Molecule: messenger RNA, 866 nt
Organism: Hibiscus syriacus
Lineage: Eukaryota; Viridiplantae; Streptophyta; Magnoliopsida; Malvales; Malvaceae
Product: 30S ribosomal protein S20, chloroplastic-like
Exons: 3
Coding region: 75-665 (196 amino acids)
Biological process (GO): translation
Cellular component (GO): small ribosomal subunit; ribosome
Molecular function (GO): small ribosomal subunit rRNA binding; structural constituent of ribosome
Source: RefSeq, a predicted model, not a curated record
CAAAAAAACGCUGAAAGAAAACAUAAAAAACUCAAAUUUCGAUUGUGUACAGAAUCAGGAAGUGAAGGAAAAAAAUGGCGACUGCAGUUAAUUGCUGCCUGUCUUCUUCUCCGUGCUUCAGUCUUCAAAACAAGCUCAAAAGCCUUUUACUUAAAAACAAUAUCAACUCUUCUUCUUCUUCUUAUGGUUUACAUCAAAAUUUCAGUGCUUUCAAGACUCUCAGUUUCUCCAAAAACAUCUCUAGCAAUCUCCUCUCCGAAGGGAGCCUUUGUUUUAGCACAGUUACUCAAAAACCAAAUCGUUAUUCUGUUGUUUGUGAGGCUGCCCCGAAGAAGAAGGCCGAUUCAGCUGCUAAGAGGGCUCGUCAGGCCGAAAAGAGGCGAAUUUACAACAAAGCAAAGAAAUCUGAAGUCAAAACUCGGAUGAAGAAGGUUUUGGAGGAACUCGACACACUGAGGAAGAAACCUGAUGCUCAAGCUGAAGAAAUCUUCCCAAUUGAGAAACUGAUUGCUGAUGCCUAUUCCGCAAUCGAUAAAGCAGUAAAAGUGGGAACACUGCAUAGGAACACCGGAGCACGCAGAAAGUCUCGUCUUGCAAGGAGAAAGAAGGCUGUUGAAAUCCACCAUGGCUGGUAUACCCCUGCUCCAGCUGCAGAUGCAGCCUAGAAGAGGAGCCAUGUCCAGAAAUCUUCUAGUUUCCCUAGGUAGUGAACCUCAACUGCUAUUUGUUACUCCAUUGUCGGUUCUGUUGUCUAAAUGAUCCCUCUUUGAACACAUUUUGAGGAUCAUGUUCUGUUGAGUUCGUAAAUUUUCUGGACAUUACUAAACAUGCCCCAGUAGUAACACUUCCGGGAUCUCUCUCAUUAA